AAAGGAGUGGACGCAUCCUUGACGCCCUUCCUUGUGCUUCAGGGAAUGGUUUAUUUAACAGGCUUUGGGCUUUGAUUACAAGCCGCCGUGAGGGAUGCCGGGUUUGAGCUGGGACACCAUCAACAUUUUAAUCAACAAAAUAUCAGUGGAGCGAAUGCUUUCUGGCAGGCAGGGUUUGAGGAGUUGCUCAGAGGAGCUCACGCUGGGCUCUGGAAAUGCAAGCCAAGGGAGCAUCACCCCCUCUGAAUUGGACCAGGAAUACAUCAAGUGCAUUCAGGCUGUGGCCCAGCUGGCCACGUGCUGGAUGGAGAGAAGCAUAAAGCAUCCUGAAGGGGAAAUGGGAGUCAUGAUGGUGCUGUGAGCCAGGCAUGGUGGUACACCAGUAAUUCCAGCACUCAGGAGACUGAAGCAGGAGGAUUGCUCAUGGAGACUUCUUGGGAGGAGACAAGACCAGAGGGGUCAUUAUGCAUGGAAUUCACCCUUCGUGAAUGGAAUCAGCACUGUUACCCAGGAGCCCCGAGUGAACGUCUCUGCUCCUUUUCCAUAUGAGGAUGCAGUAUGAAGUGAGCUGGACAUGAUUUCCACGAGGGUGAUGGACAUUAAGCUUCGGGAGGCUGCGGAAGGCCUUGGCGAGGACAGUGCAGGAAAGAAAAAAUCCAAGUUCAAAACGUUCAAGAAGUUAUUUGGGAAGAAGAAGAGGAAGGAAUCGCCUUCAUCCACGGGACACAGUGCCUGGAAACAGAAUCCGGCCAAGAGCGAGGUCAUUCCCAUCGAGUCCGGGCCGGUGGGCUACGACUCCGAGGAUGAGCUUGAGGAGUCCAGGGGCACGUUGGGCAACCGGGCCCUGUCGCAUGACAGCAUUUUCAUUCCUGAGGCGGGACAGGACCCUGCUCGGCCCGUGCGGGUGUUUUCCCAAGAAAAUGUGUGCGACCGGAUUAAAGCCUUGCAGUUAAAAAUACAGUGUCAUGUGAAGAUGGGGCCACCACCUCCAGGAGGGCUGCCCAUCAAGCGGGCCGAGGACACCGGCAUGAGCUCCGAGGAUGACGGGCUACCCCGGAGCCCCCCCGAGAUAUCUCUGCUGCACGACGUGGGUGCGGGCCCAACCAUAAAGGUCUGCCUCGUGUCCUCAUCACGGCCUCAGUCCCCAGACCACACGAACAGUGCCACCGUCUCCUCCCGGACCUCAGAUAGCAGCCUGGCACCUGUGGCUGACUUCAGCCAGCCCCCAGAGUCCUCCUCCUGCCUGGACAACUCUGCAGCCAAGCACAAGCUCCUAGUGAAGCCACGCAACCAGCGGUCCAGUAAGAUGAGGCGGCUGUCCUCGAGGGCCCAGUCUGAAUCCCUGAGCGACCUGACCUACACCCCCGAGGAAGAGGAAUCCGAUGAGAAACCAAUGCUCGAAGUCAGCAUGGAGGAGAAUCCCAGCUCCGGGCAACAGGAUUUGAUGCUGGACAGAGACCCUGAGCCUGGGGCAGCUGUCACCUUGCUGCCACUCGGGGGACCCCGUGCCAGACGUGCCCGCCUGCAGCACAGCCCGGCACUCAGUGCCAGUGUGGAGGAGAGCAGUGUCCUCGGGGACAUCCCCUCAAGUCGUCCGACCACCCCAGAGGUCACUGAGUCUGUGGCAGUCCCAGCGCCCUGCACGGAGCCCCCAUCUCUACCAGAAGGCUCUCUGCACCCCAUUCCUGACAUUGAAAUCCAGGAGGAGGAGGAGCUGGCCACUGCAAGCCCGUGUCCCCUUGAAGAGGACAGAGAUGAGGAGAUGGUUUGUGCUUCUGGUGAUGUGGAAAGUGCAUUGCCUACCAAUGUCCCUGCAGUGGACAUAGCACCUCUCGACACAACACCUCCUGAGGUUGUCACUGCCACUACCUUGGAGAUACCCAGUGAUGCAGACAGCCCAGACCAAAGCCUCCAGCAGGAGGCAGAACCCACAUUAGCAGUGCCCAGCCCCAAGGCAGCCGGGACAGAGCCGGCCGCGGGCCCCACCCCGAGUCCUCCCGGGCCUAAGAGCUGUUUGAAGCACAGGGCUAUGACAGUGGCUGAGGACCUCAGUGUGUCCCCAGCACCCAUCACAGAGCCACCUCUGCAGGAGCCCAGUCCCCGUGCCCUGGGCACCGAGGCUGUACCUCCUGAGCAUCCUGAGGCUGUGCCCCCAGAGCACCCCAAGGCUGAGCACACAGAGUCCCCUAAGAGUGGUCCUGAGAGGGGGACUCCAGGACGGAAAAAUGAACGGGGUGCUGGUGGCAGUGGCGGGGAGCUGCGGGGUGGGAAGAAGUUUUCAGUGUCUUCGUGCAGGGCGCGGCCACGCCCAGGAGGCCCUCGCCCUCUGGGUCCCACUGGCCCGGCUGUCCCCACUGUCUCUGCAAUCCGAUUGCCCCUGGCACGCAGUGGCCUGGCCUGGAGGAGCGAGGCGGCCCUUGAUGAUCUCCGUGUGCUCCCCGACCCUCAGACCAGGAAAUUGGACCCUCAGAAACCAGCAGAGCCUGAGUCUCAGGACUCGGGGGACCUCGAGGCCACCACAUCAGGCACAACAGAGCCUUGCCUGGCUGCUGCGGAGCCACCCCCAUGUGAGGACAGAAACCCCUUCCCUGUCAAGCUGCGGUCCACCUCCCUGUCUCUCAAGUACAGAGAGGGACCCUCCCAGGAAGCCAAGGGCCUCAAGAGGUACAGUGCCGAGGUCAGGUUAGAAAGAGGAGGGCUGGCUCUGCUCCCCAAAGAUGAGCAGGAUCACACUGGAACUGCCCCUGUGCUCCGAGGUGCCAGGUCCCCCAGCAGCCAGGGGAAAGGGAAGGCGCGAUCCCCUGAACAGCCCAGCUCCAAGCCACCCCUACCCAGGAAGCCACUACUACAGAGCCUCACCCUGGCCUACCUGCCUGACACCAGCCCUGGAGAGCCUGAGAAAGUGACCCUGCCUGCAGACCCCAGGAAGGACAGCAGAGUGGAGAAGAAGCCGGGGCGCAGAGGAGCUGAGAAGGAUCCACCUGAGGCAGCACCAGGUCCAGCAGCUGACGGGCAGCCCACGCCACCCUGGAUCACCAUGGCCCGCCAGAAGCGACGAGGGGCCCCCGACCAGCUACCAAGUCAGGAAGACAAGCCAGGAACGCGGACCCUGAAGUCGGAAACAGGGAAGCAGGCCAAGGUGCCCGAGAGAGCCCAGGAGCCUGUGAAACAGGUUGACUUUGUCCGCAGCAAAUCUUUUCUGAUGACCCCUGCUAAGCCCAUGGUGACCCAGAAGCAGGGCGCUAAGCUGAGCCUCAAGGAGGGGCUGCAGAGGGGAAUCUCCCUGUCCCAUCAGAACCUGGCAGCUCAGGCUGUGGCGAUGACGGAGAAGGAGUUGCACCAGCUGAAGAGAGCCAGCUACGCCAGUGCAGAGCAGCCCUCCUGGAUGGAACUCGCCAGGAAGAAAUCUCAAGCUUGGAGCGACAUGCCCCAGAUCAUAAAGUAGGCUGGCAGCACGCUGAUGAAGAAUGUGUGCUCCCUUGACAGGCCACUUAGUUAAAAACUGCCAAUAAAUCAUGGCAAACAGACUGUGCGACUUAAGAUUGAUUUUAUCACCCAGUUAUGACAAGCUCGGGAAGAGGAAGGAACCAAGUGAAGCGGAGAGAACAAACAGCCAUAACCCUGGACCAGAGGGGCCCCAACAAAAACCACACCAGAAAAAAAAUUCAGGAAAGAGUUCCCAUGCCCAGGGGCAUGAAUGCAAGCCUGUUAGAACUCCCUGUGAAAAGAAGCCCCAGACAGAGCCGAAAAAUGGAAGUGAAAUGUGGAUUUAUAAAUCAGACACCCCAAAAGACCCAAACCGAAGCCAUCCCAGGAGUGCCCACAUUUGUGCUUCUGCUGAAGAUCAGCCUGCACCUGACCACUGUCUUGCCUGUCUUCUCCUUCUGUGUUUACCACUAGGCAUGACAUUUGUGAUAAAACAGGGAUGCAUUUUCUAGAGCAGCUAUACGACGACAAUCAGGUUUCCUGAAGAGAGCCACUCUUGAGGAGGAGAGGAAGGAACGUGGCAGGGUUCAUCCAUCCAUAGACUGUUUCCAAAAAUAAUUUUUAAACUUUUCCACUCAGCGUCUGUGUCCUCAACCUUUGCACAAUGCAUCGCCUGUUUAAUAAAAGGUUUCAAACAUG
Molecule: messenger RNA, 4125 nt
Organism: Cavia porcellus (domestic guinea pig)
Lineage: Eukaryota; Metazoa; Chordata; Mammalia; Rodentia; Caviidae
Gene: Cracdl
Product: CRACD like
Exons: 13
Coding region: 575-3445 (956 amino acids)
Source: RefSeq, a predicted model, not a curated record